Racocetra fulgida is the source of this 1425-nucleotide messenger RNA. Lineage: Eukaryota; Fungi; Glomeromycota; Glomeromycetes; Diversisporales; Gigasporaceae. The record is from the annotation of a GenBank genome assembly.
AUGGUUAUCCAAACUUUGUCAGUCCUUAUUUGCCUAGUGUUUUUCGUGACAAAUUCACUUAGUUGUCCACAAUCUUCCUCUUCCUUUCUUGACAAACGUGCUGAUAAAAAAUUCGGUCAUGUCUUACUAAUUUCAAUUGACGGUCUCCAUCAAAAGGAUGUUGAUGUAUUUACAACGUCUCACCCGGACUCUAAUCUUUCACUUAUUCUUAAAAAUUUUGUAUAUUUCAAAAAAGCACAAGCUUUCUUGCCAACUGAUUCAUUCCCUGGUCUUUUGGCUCAAUUAACUGGUGGUUUACCUAAGACCACCAGCGUUUGGUAUGAUAAAUCAUGGGAUGAUACUUACUUUGCACCUGGGUCUGAUUGCAAAGGCAACCCCGGUUAUAAUGUGGUCUGGGAUGAAUCGCUUGAUGUAGAUGCCACUAAUAUCAAUACUACCAUUAAUCCUGACCUACUUCCAUUGCGAAUUAACAAAGAUGAUAAAUGUGUAAAGGUUCAACUAUACGAUUAUCUUCGUGUUAAUACUAUCUUUGAGGUUGCCAAAAAACAUAGUCUUAUAACAGCUUGGGUUGAUAAGUUAUCCGCAUACUCGAUUGUUAAUGGUCCUUCUGGAAAAGGUGUUGAUGACUUUUAUAGUCUAGAAAUUGCUAGUUUAGGAAGUAAUAAAGCACACCUUACAUUCGUUAAACCAUACGAUAAUUAUCAUACUCAAGCCAUACUCAAUUGGAUAGAUAGCAAUAACCAUAAUUGUGAACCUUUCCAUGUUCCUAAUAUUUUCGGUGGCAAUUUCCAAUCCCUCAGUGUGGCUCAAAAGUCAAGCUCAAAUCAAUCAGAAUAUGAAGGUGGCUAUGCAGAUGCUAAUGCUACUCUGAGAGAACAAGUUAAAGAUGCUUUAAACUAUAUAGAUGACAUCCUUGGAAAUUUUGUCAAUGAAUUAAAGAAGAUUGAUCCACAAAAAUUGAAUGACACAAUUGGAGCUGAUAAACUUAACCAAAUAACAUCAGAUGAUGUUGCACUUAUUUGGUUAAAAAAAGAUUCUGAUUCAAAAGACGCAGUAAAAAGUCUUUCAGAUAACAAAGAUGCACUUGGUAUUGCUGAAAUAUUUGAAGGUGAUACACUUAAAGCAAAAUUUAGCUGUAGUCAUGAUAAAGAUACUCGAUGUCCCCAUAUUGCCAUUAGAGGUGUACCUGGUGUUGUCUACACUACUUCAACGAAAAAAAUUGCCGAACAUGGUGGUUUCAACGAAGAUGAUUAUCAUGUUCCAAUUAUAGUUUAUAAUCCCAGUAUUGUUAGAAAAGUUAAUGAUGAUAAUAUCAAAAUCCACUCAAUUGCAUCCUUCAUUCUUUCUGCUCUUGGAUUGGAUCCGAACGAAUUGCAAGCUGUCGUUAAAGAAAAUACACCCACUCUUAACUUUUUUAGUGAAUAA